Brachypodium distachyon (stiff brome) is the source of this 2284-nucleotide messenger RNA. Its product is annotated as probable metal-nicotianamine transporter YSL6. Gene Ontology annotation, cellular component: vacuolar membrane. The record is from RefSeq and is a predicted model, not a curated record. Gene Ontology annotation, molecular function: oligopeptide transmembrane transporter activity. The transcript has 7 exons. Bases 142 to 2154 code for a protein of 670 amino acids. NCBI's taxonomy places the organism in Eukaryota, Viridiplantae, Streptophyta, Magnoliopsida, Poales, Poaceae.
AGUCGAUCACUAGUCACCUGAUCACCUCGCCCUUGCCUUAUUAGCUAUCUCUCCUACUCUUUAGUCUUUACACACGAGACCAGAACCCGAAUCCUGCCAAUCCGAUCCUUCGCAUUGCUUGAAGCUAGCGUCCGCGGAGAUAUGGGAUCGGAGGCAGACGCCGCGGAGAUGGCCGCCCCCCUCCUCGCCGGCGCCCCGGCGGCGGUGGCGGCGGAGGCUGUGCCGCCGUGGCGGGACCAGCUGACGGUGCGGGGCAUAGUAGUGAGCGCUGUCCUAGGGGUGCUCUUCUGCCUCAUCACGCACAAGCUCAGCCUCACGGCAGGGAUCGUCCCCUCACUCAAUGUCGCCGCCGGGCUGCUCGGUUACUUCCUCGUGCGGACCUGGACGGCGGCGCUCGAGGGGUUCGGCAUCGUCUCCAAGCCCUUCACCAAGCAGGAGAACACCGUCAUCCAGACCUGCGUCGUCGCUUGCUAUGGCCUCGCCGUCAGUGGGGGCUUUGGAACGUACAUGCUUGCAAUGGAUCAGAAAACAUACGAGCUUAUCGGGAUCGAUUAUCCUGGUAACAGAUCGGUGGAUGUUAAGAAUCCUUCAUUGGGUUGGAUCGUCGGCUUCAUGUUUGUAGCUAGCUUCCUCGGUCUAUUUAGUCUUGUUGCACUGCGCAAGGUGAUGGUAAUUGAUUACAAGCUGACCUAUCCCAGCGGAACUGCCACAGCUAUGUUGAUAAAUAGCUUCCACACUACUAGCGGUGCUGAACUUGCCGAAAAACAAGUUAGCUGUCUUGGAAAGUAUUUGAGCAUUAGUUUUGUCUGGAACUGCUUUAAGUGGUUCUUCAGUGGUGUCGGUGAUUCUUGUGGCUUUGACCAUUUCCCUUCUCUGGGACUUGCAGCAUUUAAGAACACGUUUUAUUUUGAUUUCAGUCCAACCUAUAUUGGAUGCGGUCUUAUAUGUCCGCAUAUUGUUAACUGCUCUACACUUCUUGGAGCCAUCAUAUCUUGGGGUUUUCUUUGGCCAUAUAUUUCCACAAAAGCUGGGGACUGGUAUCCAGCAGAUCUUGGAAGCAACGACUUCAAAGGACUAUAUGGGUACAAGGUUUUUAUAUCAGUGUCUGUGAUACUGGGGGAUGGUAUUUAUAACCUCAUCAAGAUUAUUUAUGCUACUAUCAAGGAAAUCAUGAAUGCACGAUCAAAGCAAGGAAAACUUCCUCUUGUCUGUGUUCUUUAUGAUGAUGAAGGUUCUAAAGUAUCUGCCGAGGAGAAGCUUCUGAAUGAGGUAUUUGUAAAAGACAGUAUCCCUCCCUGGUUGGCAGGAUCUGGUUAUGUGGGCCUUGCAGCAAUAUCAACUGCAACUGUGCCAAUGAUGUUCCCACAGCUGAAGUGGUAUCUCGUCCUCUCUGCCUAUGUUGUUGCUCCUCUUCUCGCCUUCUGCAACUCGUAUGGCACUGGCCUAACAGAUUUUAACCUUGCAUCCACAUAUGGAAAGAUUGGCAUUUUCAUUUUUGCCUCAUGGGUUGGCCAGAAUGGUGGCGUGAUCGCCGGCUUGGCAGCUUGUGGUGUUAUGAUGUCCGUCGUAUCCACUGCUGCUGAUCUCAUGCAAGACUUCAAGACUGGUUACCUGACCCUCUCUUCACCAAGGUCCAUGUUUGUGUCACAGCUGAUUGGGACCGCCCUUGGCUGCGUCAUUGCACCUCUCACCUUUUGGCUUUACUGGACGGCCUUUGAUAUUGGCAAUCCUGAUGGCAUGUUCAAAGCUCCAACUGCUGUAAUUUACCGUGAGAUGUCAAUCCUGGGUGUCGAAGGAUUCUCAGCGCUGCCCCAUCACUGCCUAGGAAUCUGCUCUUUCUUCUUCGCUGCAGCUAUAGCGAUCAACCUCACGCGGGAUGUCACUCCAAAAGGCGUGUCCAAAUUUAUUCCUCUGCCAAUGGCCAUGGCUGUUCCAUUCUACAUUGGGGCAUACUUUGCAAUCGACAUGUUCGUCGGGACUGUCAUCUUGUUCGUCUGGGAGAUGGUGAAUGGCAAGGAGUCUGAGGACUUUGCAGGCGCCGUCGCUUCUGGUUUGAUCUGCGGUGAUGGGAUCUGGAGCGUCCCUUCCGCAAUACUGUCCAUUAUGAGGAUCAACCCACCGAUGUGCAUGUACUUCAAGCCAUCCCUUAACUAAGUCUGAAAGAUAGAACUACAAUUGUUCAGUUUUAUCAAUACCACGAUAGAACAGAAUCACGCUUUGUACAUAUUUUACACUGGUGAAAAUUAAACUGCUGCAGAACGGCAGCAGUUCUGUUCAUCUUGUU